AUGAAGCGGCCUGCGAAGAGGCAGCCGACCCAGCUGCAGAGGGCAAUCGCAGCGGGCGUCGUGAAGAAGGCCAGGCUUGGCUUCGCGGACCAACGGCAGGCCGACCCGCCUGUGGCACCUGAGCCUCUGUUGUCUGACCGUGCUCCGGACGGCAUCACCUUCGGCGACUACAUCGUCUGUGGCUCUCAGGCCGGGGUUGGACAGGGCGGCUACGGCGGCAUCAUGAAAGUAAGGCACCGGGUUUCGCAUCGCAUCUAUGCGGCCAAGGUCAGCAACACGAAUUUCCACCUGUCUGAGGAAGUCGCCUUGCUGAAGCAGCUGGCUCACGAGACCUUUCUGCCGUUGCUCGCAGAGUCGGUGGUGACUGAGGAUGAGUUCGUUCCCGGCCAGAUCUCCUUCAUGAUCAUGCCUUACGUGGCCACGGGCUCCGUCCUGCAUUACUUGCACAACGUUGGAGCUUUUGAUGCUCAGAAGCAGUUGGCCCUCACCCAUCAAGUGCUCGCCGGCUUGGCACACCUGCACAGGAGGACUGGGCAUAUACACGGUGAUGUGAAGCCGCAGAACAUUCUUUAUGAUCCAUUGACAAACUCCUGUUUCAUCAUCGACUUCGGGAUGACAUACCGGCUUCCACUGGCAGAGGAUUUCGUGGAGGACGGGGCAGGGGUGUACACCUAUGCCUACCGAGCGCCUGAGGUUGCCAAGGGCCUGUCUGAGAAGAUCCUCAAGCAACUUUUGACUGUGAAGGCCGAUGCGUGGGCAUUGGCCAUGACGGUUCACCAGGUUGCCGAGGAAGUCCGUCUGAUGUGGCUUGCGAUGGCUGAGCCGGUGCUCCAAAAACGCCGGUCUUGCCAGCAGCUUGCAGAGGAGCAUGGCCUGCGGUGA
Molecule: messenger RNA, 882 nt
Organism: Symbiodinium sp. CCMP2592
Lineage: Eukaryota; Dinophyceae; Suessiales; Symbiodiniaceae
Source: the annotation of a GenBank genome assembly